UCCAGCUCGGCCCGACCGCUCGGCAGCUCUCCCGGCCCCGGCCCCGGCCCCGGCCCCGACCCCGACCCCGACCCCGACCCCGACCCCGACCCCGACCCCGCACUCUCCGCACCACGAUGCCCAACUUCGCCGGCACCUGGAAGAUGCGCAGCAGCGAGAACUUCGACGAGCUCCUCAAAGCGCUGGGGGUCAACGCCAUGCUGAGGAAGGUGGCCGUGGCGGCGGCCUCCAAGCCGCACGUGGAGAUCCGCCAGGACGGGGACCGGUUCUACAUCAAGACCUCCACCACCGUGCGGACCACCGAGAUUAACUUCAAAGUCGGGGAGGGCUUCGAGGAGGAGACCGUGGACGGGCGAAAAUGCCGGAGUUUAGCCACUUGGGAGAAUGAAAACAAGAUCUACUGCACACAAACUCUUAUCGAGGGAGUGGGUCCUAAGACAUAUUGGACUCGAGAACUGGCUAACGAUGAGCUGAUUUUGACUUUUGGUGCCGAUGACGUUGUGUGCACAAGAAUCUAUGUACGGGAGUGAAACAAACUUGUUGGUCUUUAAGGGUGAAAUGAAGGAUUGGGGGAAAACUCU
Molecule: messenger RNA, 581 nt
Organism: Ornithorhynchus anatinus (platypus)
Lineage: Eukaryota; Metazoa; Chordata; Mammalia; Monotremata; Ornithorhynchidae
Gene: CRABP1
Product: cellular retinoic acid binding protein 1
Exons: 4
Coding region: 117-530 (137 amino acids)
Biological process (GO): fatty acid transport
Cellular component (GO): nucleus; cytosol
Molecular function (GO): fatty acid binding
Source: RefSeq, a predicted model, not a curated record